AACACAGAGGCGUUUAUUAUUAUUUUUAGAGAGCGUCGGAUGCUGCUAAUCGGCGUGGCGGUGCAGGCGGAGAGGGAACAAUAGGCUGACGAAGCGAACGCUGCUGUGGAAUACAAACAUGGACGCCCAGUCUGAGAGCUGCGAGCCCCCACCGUGCGAUCCUCAACCUCCAGGUAAAAUACGGAAAGCGCUGAAGCUGCUCAGCAAGCGCAGGCAGGGCGGCGGUGUGGCCAGCAUCUUCUCCGUGCGCGGAAAAUGUGACGCCGGACUCAAGUCGCCGCCUUCCAGGAGCAACACCGUGGAGGGACUGACCGAGACCGCGGCUUCGGAAGCGGACGCGGAAUCGCUCGAGCUGGACCAGGACAGCCAGAGGGACGACGGCGCACCGGGAGAGCCCGGUAACAGGGACGGUAACCUGGCGUCGAGCUCCAUCAGGCAGUCCAUCUCAUCCAUCACUUCUGCCAAAUCGCUGAGCUUCCUCACCAUGCUCAGGAAGACUCGGAAAGGCGGACAGAGGCAGGCCCAGACCGAGUCGCUCAGACCCGGCCAGCAGAGGAAAGGCCUCAAGGGUCUGUUCGGGAACGUGCGCUGGCCUCGGAGGGACAAGGAGCCGGGGGACGAGGUCGCCCCUGAUCCUGGUCCUCCUCUCCUGGCCUCUCGUUCCAACAGUGUAGAAAUCAUGAAGGAGACCCUGACCCUGACUCCCAGUCCUGCGCAUCGCUCGACAGACGGACCUGAAACGGAGCCACAACUUCCUCCACAGCAGGACGAUCCUCCGUCCUCCGAGGGUGCGACGAGGUUGAGCGAUUCGUCCAGACCGCCGACCAGCGACAGGCUGAGCUCGCUGCUCGGAGAUAUCUCGUCUAUCCUGAACCUGGACCAGACAGAGGGCGCUGGAGGUAUGAUCGGGGACGUGGAAGCGGAGUGGGUUAAAGCCAGUAGUCGAGUAGAGGAAGGAGCAGGUCUGGUUGAAGAUUUAGCAAAGAAGGAUUUGGCAACCGUUAAACCGCCGCCUUCUUCGAUAUCCCAACCCAAACCCGGUCCUUCACCUCCAGCAGAACGCAUUCCUGUCCGAGUAGCAUCACCAAGACCUACGGCCAGCCCUACAACAAAACAAACGCUUCCUUCUGCUUCCACACCAAGCCCUACUACUCACGCCAAACAUGCUGCAUCUGCUUUAACUCCACCUACCGGCAGUCCUACGACGAAACCAGCUUUACCCUCCGUCCCGACGCCAGCGCCCUCCCCUGUCCCAGCAGCCAAACCCAUCCCUGUUCCGGCUACAAUCCCUACGUCCCCUCCGAUCUCCCCGACCGUAUCUACCCUCAUCCCUGCAUCUCCACCCACACCUGAACCGUCUCCGAAACCUUCCCCGACCCCUUCUCCAGCUUCCACCCCGGUCGACAUUCCCGAAACUCCAUUCUCGCUCACAGUGAAGUCUUAUCAGGAACCUGCGGUCGCUACUGACAUCGUACCCGAGCCAACCUCACUUCCAAAAAGCAAACCCACUCCAGGGACCAAAUACCCUCCGUUCAUCACGUCGACCAAACCUACGCCCGCCGCUCCAGCUGCGCGACCCAAAAUCGUCACCACGUUCGGACUAUCGACCAGUCGAAACACCGCACCGAUUAUCAAACCGGAACCCAAGCCGUGUGCACCUCAGACGAAAUCCAGUCCCCCACCGUCCCAAGCUGACCAAGCUGGGUCACAAUGCGCCAAGACUCCGACUGCAGAACAUCCCGAAUUCGUUUAUAAUUCUCUGCCCUCGGGUUUCAUCCCAACGCUGGUUACGUCUACAAGACCUCCUCCGGCUGGUCCGCCUUCCUACGGCGCGACAAAAGUGGAGAAAGAGCAGCAGAACAUCUCCAGCCGAAAAGGACUGAAGGAGACUCCGGGCGGGGAAGCGUACGCCCGGCCUCCGCCCUCCUACAGGCCGUCAGCGGUGAAACCUACGACUCUCAGUAAGAUCCCUGUUAGCGGAGGCGUCCGGUCGAAACAGCCCCCCAGAGACUCUCAACCUAACGGCAGUAACGGACACUCGAACCCCCCGACUCCGGUAAACGAGGACGAGAGGCAGAUUUCAUUCUCGCGAGAGAGCAGCAGCAGGGAUCUCCUGAGCGACGUCUCGGCCGAAUCGGGGGCCGUGUCUCCCGUCCUGUCCCACAGUAACGAGGACAUCCUGGAGCUAUCGAACUACCCCGGGACGGGAGCCACCGGCUUACCCAGAGAGUCAAGGAUUCCCGUCAAGCACGGUUCGACCACGACCUACCACUCGCUACAGGGCAAAACAGAGGCCACGAGGUCGAAGAUCCCCGUCUCUAAGGUACCAGUUCGGCGGAGCGGCAAUAAGCCGGCGUCCAGUCAGAAAUAAUGGACUCACAACUGUUCAGAAUCUUCUUACUGCCGCCCGGACCUUUUGUGGUCGGGAUUAAAGGACAAACCAGGAUGGUUAGACGUUAUCGUGUGGACUGCGCUGUAUAUAACACCGGAUAUAACAUUUGUAUUUAUAUCGUGUCACGCUUAUAGACUGAUGCUGUGGAUUUUAAACCCUGUACGUCCCCCAGGAAGAGAGAGACGGCGUGAAAGCACGGGAGGAUUUAUCACCAUCGUGAUUCGUAAAGCCCAAAGCGGACGAUAAAAGCCCAACAUCUCUCGCCCGGGCUCUUAUGCAUCGUUGAUCCUGCCGGGCCUGAGAAUCGAUGCGCCGCUCGAGGCCGAUUAUCUCGGUGCAUAACAAUGAGAGAAUUUCCGACGUGAUCAAAAAUCUACUAAGAAUUUAAGGUCGGGAGGUUUUUCCAUGUCUGAGGAGGCGAGUAUUGGUACCUUUUUCCUGCCACAUUGAAUUUUCUAUCGGAGUUUUUGUAGCCUUUGUUAUGAGACCGUUUUGUCUCCGAUGUCCUUGGUGAGCAUCGUGAAUCCACAUUCUCCCUCCCUCUCUUUCUCUCUCUCUCUCUCUCUCUCUCUUGGUAACACCAGGACGGAACCUCUCACAGCAUCCAUGACUGUAUGUAGCAGACUGCGACUGCAUGCCCGUAUUCUCAUCCUCAGACGCCAUUGUGCUUUUUUCUUUCAUCUUUUCGUCUGUCUCUUCACGUUUCCCCUCGUGUCUUUAUUCCACGUCGUGUCGAGCACAGCGUGAGCCUCGUUCAGCCCCCGUCAGUAAAAAUUUAAAGGAUUUCAGUCCUGGGAUAACAUUAAUAAUAAUAAUAUUAUUAUUAUUAUUAUUAUUUUGGGAUUGCUUGAGUGGAAUAAGGUGGAAUGAAGCGUGGGGACAAUAGCAGAGCCGUCUCACCAACUAUCAGAACAGUAGGUCCAGCUGUACGGCUGUUAGUACUGGAUUAUUUUUGUGUGUGUGUGUGUGUGUGUAAAUUUUCAUGUCGUCCUGUUUGCUAUUUAAUCAAUAAAAUUAUAA
Molecule: messenger RNA, 3412 nt
Organism: Trichomycterus rosablanca
Lineage: Eukaryota; Metazoa; Chordata; Actinopteri; Siluriformes; Trichomycteridae
Product: APC membrane recruitment protein 2
Exons: 1
Coding region: 119-2371 (750 amino acids)
Biological process (GO): regulation of canonical Wnt signaling pathway
Cellular component (GO): plasma membrane
Molecular function (GO): beta-catenin binding; phosphatidylinositol-4,5-bisphosphate binding
Source: RefSeq, a predicted model, not a curated record